AUGUCAACCUCCCAGAUCUACCCAGUCUACAAAGUCAAGUUGAAACUGGCGAUCCAAGACCCAGACAUGCCAUCACCCCGCUACCACACCAUACUCUUCGUCCAGACAAACGAGCCAGAUCCGCGCAGCGGUAUCAAGCACCACGUCACCGGGGAUAUUGUGGCUGGCAUGCACUACGAGGCGGCAGCAUACAACGACCCCGAGGCUGAUGAGAACUUUGUUUCCAAGGAGCUCAUCGGACAUACCAGAGCUCUUAAUUAUCCUAAGAACUGGAACGAUAUUCUCAAGUCGAUUCCGGCGCCCCCGAAACAGAAGGCCUUCAAUAAAGUGACGAUGAGGACUGAGCCGAUUAAGAGUUGGGAUCCCUUGGUUUUUUACGAGCCUGGAGAACCCCGUCAGCCUCUCAUUAAAUGUACGGAGUGGAUUGAGGACCAGGCUAUUCCAAUAUUGAUCAAUGCAGGGUUGAUUCAGUGGAGACAUGAGCGUAUAGCUGGUGCGGAGGGUUAG
Penicillium paradoxum is the source of this 507-nucleotide messenger RNA. RefSeq lists its product as uncharacterized. The coding region runs from base 1 to 507 and encodes 168 amino acids. Lineage: Eukaryota; Fungi; Ascomycota; Eurotiomycetes; Eurotiales; Aspergillaceae. The transcript has a single exon. The record is from RefSeq and is a predicted model, not a curated record.